Ylistrum balloti is the source of this 5955-nucleotide messenger RNA. RefSeq names its product zonadhesin-like. Gene Ontology annotation, biological process: cell communication; metal ion transport. The record is from RefSeq and is a predicted model, not a curated record. Lineage: Eukaryota; Metazoa; Mollusca; Bivalvia; Pectinida; Pectinidae. Gene Ontology annotation, cellular component: membrane.
AUGGCCAUCGGACAAUUACCCCAAGGCUUUGUCCUCUUGAUAUGUGUGCUGAUAGCUGCCGCAUAUGCCGAUUAUGACCACUACGAUGCUGCCCUAUACGGAGGUGACGUCGGCGGUGAUGUGUACGGUGGUUCCUCACACGGUGGUUCUGGAGGAGGUAAAACCCACUGCUGUGAAAAUGCUGAUCUGAUUAACGGAAGAUGUGUAUGCAAGCCCAACUACAAAGGACAUAGCACACACCCAUGUGACAAUCCUUGCUGGGAUAAGUGUGGAGAAAACACUUUUUGUAACGUACAGGAAUUUGUAUGUUACUGUAAAGAGGGUUAUAUAGGAGAUCCCUACCGAGGAUGUGAAUUGCCUUGUGGGGGUAAUUGUGUAUCAAACGCCUACUGUGACAGUCAUACCAACACCUGCCGUUGUAACGCUGGUCUUAUUGGUGAUGCCACACAGAAAUGUUAUGAACCAAGUGUUGUCUCCUUCGCGGAGUCAAGCUACUCUGUGAAAGAAAACAGUGGAACAUUAAAAGUCAAAGUUAUCAGAGAGAAAGGAACAUGCGGAUCGAUCACAGUAUCAUUUGCUGUUGCUUCUAUAACCGCCACAAGUCCAGCUGAUUUCACUUACACUACAGGUUCUCUCCAGUUUGGAAAUAAGGACUCCGUGGAAUUCAUUAGUAUUAAAAUCAUCAAUGAUCAGGAAUUUGAACCAGAUGAGAGCUUCUCCAUAACUUUGACAUCUGUUGUUGGUGGUGGAUCUGUCGGACCUAAAGACACAACAACCGUUACCAUAAUUAACGACGACAAACCAUGCGGAGGGAAAUGUAAAGCCAAUGCCUACUGUAGAAAGUCGGACGAUACAUGUGUAUGCAACAGUGGAUUUAUUGGAGAUCCAUUAAAAGGAUGCAAAAAGCCAUGUGAUGACAAAUGUAAGAAGAACUCUUAUUGCAAUGCUGCUGACAAUAAAUGUUAUUGUAAAGAAGGAUACGUAGGAAACCCAACUAAGGAUGGCUGUGAUUUGCCAUGCGGAGGAAACUGUGUUGAAAAUGCCUACUGUAAGGGGCGUGACAACAAAUGCUAUUGUAAGGACGGCUAUGUUGGAAACGGAUACAAACGAUGUGCCAGGCCUUGUGACGAUGCCUGUAAACAGAACGCUUAUUGUAACAAGAAAGACAACAAAUGCUACUGUAAAAAAGGAUAUAUCGGGGUACCCACUGUUGGAUGUGAACUUCCUUGUGGAGGAAAAUGUGGUGCUUCUGCUUUCUGCGAUGAUGCUGACAACAAGUGUAAAUGCAAGAAGGGGUUGGUCGGUGAUCCUUAUGUACGAUGUGCCAAGCCAUGUGAUAACAAGUGCAAAAAGAACGCUUUCUGUAAUAGUAACAACGAAUGUGAAUGCAAUCCUGGAUUUGUCGGAAACCCACUAAAAGGAUGUGACCGUCCAUGUGGUGGUAAAUGCAAGCCGAAUUCUUUCUGCGAUUCAAACACCAACAAGUGCCGGUGCAACAAAGGAUAUAUCGGCAAUCCACUGAAAAAAUGCUUCUUGCCAAGUGUGUUCCAGUUUGCGUUGUCUGCCUACGCCGUAGAAGAAGAUGCAGGCUCAGUUAGUAUCGACAUUGUCAGGUCAAAAGGAACCGAAGGAGCUUACAUCGCCACAUGGGUCGCCUCUGAUGGAACUGCUACAAGACCAGACGAUUAUAUAAAUGGACAAGGAACUGUGGCCUUCAAGACUAACGAGAUUAAAGAAACGUUCUCUAUCAAAAUCAACAAAGAUAAGGUUUAUGAACCAACUGAGUCAUUCACAGUAUCCCUGACUGUUGUGAGUAAUGAAGGAGAACUAGGAUCACUUACUACCACAACAGUUACAAUCAAGAAUGACGACAAACCAUGUGGAGGAGCUUGUAAAGAAAACGCUUAUUGUGAUAUGCCAUCACAGGAAUGCGUCUGUAAAUCAGGCUACAUUCUGUUCCGUGGCUCGUGCAGCCUUCCUUGUGGAGGACCAUGUGGAGCUAACGCCCGCUGUGACUCCUCAUCAAACAAAUGCGUAUGUCUCCCAGGAUACAAUCUUAUCAAGGGAUCUUGCAGUUUUCCAUGUGGAGGACCAUGCGGACCAAACGAACGAUGUGACAAAUCCAGCAACAAAUGCGUGUGUAGCUCAGGAUACGUUUCAUUCGGAGGCGCGUGUGUCUUGCCCUGCGGAGGCCCAUGUGGACCCUACUCUUACUGCAACAAAGCCAGUAACAAAUGUGAAUGUAACAAAGGAUAUUACUUCUAUCACGGUUCAUGUGUCUUGCCAUGCGGAGGCCCAUGCGGACCCAACGCUUAUUGCAACAAAGUCUCCAACCAGUGUGAAUGUAACAAAGGAUACUACACCUACCACGGAUCAUGUGUCUUGCCAUGUGGAGGCCCAUGUAAACCUAACUCAUAUUGUGACAAAGUGAGGAACCAGUGUGUCUGUAACACAGGCUACUACACCUACCAUGGAUCGUGUGUCUUGCCAUGUGGAGGACCGUGUAAAUCAAACGCCUAUUGUGAUAAAAUCAGGAACCAGUGUGUCUGUAACACAGGAUUCGUGCUCUACCGCGACUCAUGUGUCUUGCCAUGUGGAGGACCCUGUGCACCUUACUCCUACUGUGACAAAGCAAGUAACAAGUGUGUCUGUAACACAGGAUACUUCCUCUACCAUGGAUCAUGUGUCUGUGUACCUGAGGGAGGAGAUUGUUUAAAUGACAAUAAUAUUUCUUUCGAUUCUAUUUAUUCGUACGCAGCCUUUUUUGUAAAUACCAUUUUGCCAUGUGGAGGACCAUGUAAACCAAACGCCUAUUGUGACAAAGGCAGGAACCAGUGUGUCUGUAACAAAGGAUACGUCAUUGUCGGGGGAUUGUGUACUCGUCCAAGUGUUGUACAAUUUGUACGAGCAAGUUACUCAGUAAGUGAACGCGAUGGAAGUGUUUCGUUAGAAGUAUCAAGAACUGGUGGAACCUCUCCAGUGACAGUCUCUUGGUUAGCCAAAGCUAUGACUGCUUCCUACCCAAGUGACUUCAGUCAAAACCAAGGAACAGUUACAUUCGGAAGUGGACAAACAUCCCAGACAUUUUCUAUUGCAAUCGUCGAUGACAAGGUAUUUGAGCCAAGUGAAAGUUUCUCUGUCAGUCUGUCCGUGCAGUCCUCUUCAUCAUCGUUUGUCAGUAUCGGAAGUUUUAGAGUGACCAGGGUAACCAUCACAAAUGAUGAUAAACCAUGUGGUGGACCAUGUGGAGCCAAUGCCCAUUGUGAUAUGCCUUCACAGAAAUGUGUCUGUAACACUGGUCACUUUUUGUACCAUGGAGUCUGUACAUGGCCAUGUGGAGGACCAUGUGGAUCAAACGCCUAUUGUGACAAAGUCAGCAACAAGUGUGUCUGUAACACUGGAUAUUACGUUUACCACGGAUCAUGUGUCUUGCCAUGUGGAGGACCAUGUGGACCAAACGCCUAUUGUGACAAAGGCAGGAACCAGUGUGUCUGUAACACAGGAUACUUUACAUACCAUGGAUCAUGUGUUCUUCCAUGCGGGGGACCAUGUGGACCUAACUCUCGUUGCGACAAAGUUAGCAACAAGUGUGUCUGUAACACAGGAUAUUAUCUCUACCAUGGAUCAUGUGUUUUGCCAUGUGGAGGACCAUGUGGACCAAACGCCUAUUGUGACAAAGGCAGGAACCAGUGUGUCUGUAACACAGGAUACUUUACAUACCAUGGAUCAUGUGUUCUUCCAUGCGGAGGACCAUGUGGACCUUACGCUCGUUGCGACAAAGUUAGUAACAAAUGUGUCUGUAACACAGGAUAUUAUCUCUACCAUGGAUCAUGUGUUUUGCCAUGUGGAGGACCAUGUGGACCAAACGCCUAUUGUGACAAAGGCAGGAACCAGUGUGUUUGUAACACAGGAUACUUCACAUACCAUGGAUCAUGUGUUCUUCCAUGCGGAGGACCAUGUGGACCUUACGCUCGUUGUGACAAAGUUAGCAACAAGUGUGUCUGUAACACAGGAUAUUAUCUCUACCAUGGAUCAUGUGUUUUACCAUGCGGUGGACCUUGCGGACGUAACGCUUAUUGUGACAAAGUCAAAAAUCAGUGUGUCUGUAACCAAGGCUAUUUCCUCGUCCAGGGAUCUUGUUCUCAACCAUGCGGCGGACCAUGUGGACCUAAUGCCCGUUGUGAUAUGCCUUCACAGAAAUGUGUCUGUAACACUGGCUACUUUUUGUACCAUGGAGUCUGUACAUUGCCAUGCGGAGGACCAUGUCGACCAAACUCAUAUUGUGAUAAGCUUAAAAACGUAUGUGUCUGCAAGACAGGAUACUUUUCCUAUCACGGAUCCUGUGUAUUGCCAUGCGGAGGACCAUGUGGACCAAACUCCUAUUGUGACAAAGGCAGGAACCAGUGUGUCUGUAAAUCAGGCUACUUUACAUACCACGGAUCAUGUGUCUUGCCAUGUGGAGGACCAUGUGCACCAAACUCCUAUUGUGACAAAGUCAAGAACCAGUGUGUCUGUAAAACAGGCUACUUUACAUACCAUGGAUCAUGUGUCUUGCCAUGUGGAGGACCAUGUGCACCAAACUCCUAUUGUGACAAAGUGAGGAACCAGUGCGUCUGUAAAACAGGCUACUUUACAUACCACGGAUCAUGUGUCUUGCCAUGUGGAGGACCAUGUGCACCAAACUCCUAUUGUGACAAAGUGAGGAACCAGUGCGUCUGUAAAACAGGCUACUUUACAUACCACGGAUCAUGUGUCUUGCCAUGUGGAGGACCAUGUGCACCAAACUCCUAUUGUGACAAAGUGAGGAACCAGUGCGUCUGUAAAACAGGCUACUUUACAUACCAUGGAUCAUGUGUCUUGCCAUGCGGAGGUCCAUGUAAAACUAACACUUAUUGUGACAAAGUGAGGAACCAGUGUGUCUGUAAAACAGGUUACUUUACAUACCACGGAUCAUGUGUCUUGCCAUGCGGUGGACCAUGUAAACCAAACGCCUAUUGUGAUAAAGUCAGGAACCAGUGUGUCUGUAACACAGGAUAUAACCUCGUCCGUGGAUCUUGCAUUCAACCAUGCGGCGGACCAUGUGGACCUAAUGCCCGUUGUGAUAUGCCUUCACAGAAAUGUGUCUGUAACACUGGCUACUUUUUGUACCAUGGAGUCUGUACAUUGCCAUGCGGAGGACCAUGUCGACCAAACUCAUAUUGUGAUAAGCUUAAAAACGUAUGUGUCUGCAAGACAGGAUACUUUUCCUAUCACGGAUCCUGUGUAUUGCCAUGCGGAGGACCAUGUGGACCAAACUCCUAUUGUGACAAAGGCAGGAACCAGUGUGUCUGUAAAACAGGCUACUUUACAUACCACGGAUCAUGUGUCUUGCCAUGUGGAGGACCAUGUGCACCAAACUCCUAUUGUGACAAAGUCAAGAACCAGUGUGUCUGUAAAACAGGCUACUUUACAUACCAUGGAUCAUGUGUCUUGCCAUGUGGAGGACCAUGUGCACCAAACUCCUAUUGUGACAAAGUGAGGAACCAGUGUGUCUGUAAAACAGGCUACUUUACAUACCACGGAUCAUGUGUCUUGCCAUGUGGAGGACCAUGUGGAGCUAAUGCCUAUUGUAACAGGGGAACCAACCAAUGUGUUUGUAACUCCGGAUACAAGCUCUAUCAUGGAGUCUGUUCACUACCUUGUAACGGAGCCUGUGUGUACAACGCCUAUUGUGAUCUCGCUUCAAACACGUGUAAAUGUAACCCUGGACUUCUUGGAGACCCAACAAAGAAAUGCGGAAUUCCAUGUGAUGGACGAUGCGGAUCGUUCCCACAUUCUCACUGUGACCACAGCAUAAACAAAUGUACCUGUGACACUGGAUACACCGGAAAUCCAUACGGAAGUCUUGGAUGUGUAUGUAACGGAGGACACAGCGGAGGAAGCGUUGGCGGAGGAAGCGUUGGCGGAGGUUACUAG